CGGUUGUUAUGUUCACGUGAAUUUAAAGAAUUCAGUGUACCAGAUUUGGGUCAAAGUUAACUCGCAAAAGGCUUACUGGCCUGCCCUUGGAAUUCAAAAACGCAUACAGAGCUUUUCUACACUUUUUGGUUUGAAACUGACACGGAUAUAAAAAUUGCUGUCUGCUUGUUUAUUUGCAAAGAAACGACCUGACCAGAAAUUGACAGAAAGAAGACAUCAGAUGACGGCAAAAGUAUUCUUUAAAAAAAAUCAAACAAUGACAUCAAUUACAGCAGCCUUUAUUAAAAAGAAUUUAUUUCUUGAAGAGUGCUAAUAAUACACAAUUGCAAAACGUUUGUCAAAACAGUAUUUGCUUGGAUAAUCCUAGUUGAACCAUUGUUGCAAAACUGCCUGGUCCCCCACAUUCUUCCACUUUUGGCUGCAGUUUCCUUGCUGCUUUCCAUGGUUACCGCAAUUUUGCCAAACGAACAGCCCAAUGGUCUGGUUACAAAAGCUGACUAGGCUAGAUAAACCAUAUUGUAUAUCAGUGAUAUUGGUUACUAAUGUUAACAGUUACCGUCAAACUUGCUCAAUCUGCCUCGAGCAGAAGCACCCCCUCAUUGGUUGAAAAGAGCCAUGUUGGUCAGGAGUGUUCAUUUUGUUGGUAGCGAUGGGACCGUAACACGUAGAUUUCCUAGUUGUUUGUGGAAGAGUGGAGGUGAAUUCAGACCAAAGGAGCCUCUGCUGCUAAGGAAAUUGUGUCCUCCAAUUCGAGGCUCAUGAGGUCAGAAUGUGAUUUGUUUGUGUGUCAAACACAUACAAAGUACCUGAAGGUCUGCCUUUUGCAUGAUGAUUUCACUUGAGCAAGCUGUUCAUUUUAAAUGACCAACAGACAAAUGUUGUCCAUUUAAUCAUAAUUAAAAUAAACUAAAUGUUAUGAAACACCGUCAUAAAUUCAUACACAAAAACACCCCCGUGAAACCCAGUUGCCUAUACAAAACAAAUAUUACAUACAGCUGAAGAUUACUGACAGAAUGCAUCACAAUGUGGUCAGACUAUUGUGCCAAUAAACUGACUACAGAUGGACUGAAUAUUAAAAGAUCUUGUCUUGCACCAUGUCUGGUCACUGAGCGACACAUGUAUACUUUCUUGAUAAGGGAAAUUGAAAGCUGAUGUAUUACAGUCAUUAAAAAUGUAUCUUCCUGUUUUGCCAAGACAGAAAAUAAAGACCAACUGUACAGGAGAUUAUUUGGGUUGUUGUCUUAUUAACUACCUUGCUCUAGCAAGAAUUUUUAGCUGGCCAAGCCCAACAUUGUUUUGUCUGACAUAUCUGACAUGUCAAAAGUCCAUUAUGCUUGCACUGCAGACUGGCUCUGACUAAAGACAGUUCCUCCGCAAGCAGAGAGGAGACAGGCUGCUGGGUAUAAAUUUCAGCUUGACACACAGCGCAUGUGCAAAUUAAGACUGUACAUUUCAACAAAAACUGGUUGUGUGUGCAUGUGUCCUGCGCCAAAGGCAAAGGAACCUGUGCAGGUACACAGCAUAUGAGAGAAUUGCAUUCCAGUGCAAACAACAAAGCCAUUUGCUCCUGCAUAGCAUGAAUGAUGCACAACUGGCAUGCAGAGUGACACUGGAGAUGUUGCCCAUUAUGCCCAGGAGGCGGGGCUUUACCUGAUUGGACUGAAUGGCCUACUACAUGAGAACGAAUAUGCAGCUAAAUAUAGUGAUACAUCACUCCACAGGGACCAUAGCAAUGAUCAUAUAUUCAGUCACUAUCCAACAAGCCUACUUGAAUGAUGUUGCUUUAUUUACAUAACCAAUAUCUGCAAGGUGCUAAUAUAAAGUUCUCUUCUUUAUUCUGCAUGUGUUUUUCCUUGAAAAUAGUUCAAUCAAAUGUCAACUUCUUCAAAUUAAGUUCCUGAAAGAAAUUGUUAUUGCAUUCACAUAAGUGGAUCAAACCAGGUCUAUAUAUCUGUUGAUGAACCACUUGAUAAUGCCUUGUAACACCAAUGCAAAGACACACUUUUUUUGUUAAAUGUUCCACUAUACAUGUAGCUUACUGCAUAAAUAAUCAUGCAUCUUUAUGUGGUUUUAUCAUUUUUCUCUACAGCAAACCUACAUAUACUGCAUAAUAUUGUAUUGUGGUUAACCUCCCAAUAACCUUUUGGCAGUGGGCUGAUUUGCCAAGUGCUCGUACAUUCAUGAACCUACACUGGUCGACAUGCAGUUCAAAGGCCACAUGGCACCUAGCAUAAAAAUGAGUGAUAAAAAUAGACCCGGGGAUUCACAGACGCGCAAAACAUAUACUGCUUCCGCAUUUGUAAGUUGAGGAUUGCAUCUACUGCACCCAAAGGAAUCACAGGGGAGUGUUCUACAACUCUCUUUGAAUGUGAAGAAUCACUAAUAAUAUAGUUUCCUAAUUUUUCUUGUUCUUUAAUUGCAAAGAGAGGCACACAUCUGAAAGAUGGCAGCCGGUAUGACAGUAGAGUCAGUUUUGGGUUCCAUCAUCCAGGGACACCUAGAAUGUUCCAUCUGCCACACCCGUUACCAAGAGCCCAAGAUGCUGCUCUGCUCACACAGUUUCUGUCUAAGAUGUCUCCAAGAACUCAAGCAAACACAGAGUCCAAACACCAACAAACUCAUAUGCCCUCUGUGCCAGAGAGACACCACCUUGCCCAAGGGCGGCAUGAUGAAACUGAGCACCAACUACGCUCUGGUUGCUCUCAUGGCAGACGUGACUAAACAGGAGCAGCUCUUGCAAAACGAAGAGGCUCAGGUAAUGUGUCAGGCAUGCGAAGAGGACAAGGAAGCGAUAUCCCGCUGUAUGGACUGUGAGAAUUAUCUCUGCCAAGAAUGUGAGAAAGCUCACCAGCGCUGGGCUGCACUGCGAACCCACAAAUUAACAUCACUUGCAGAUCUGAACAAAGAUUCAUCAAUCCAACCCGUUUCAACCAAAAGCUACAUCUCUAAGUGUGACAGCCAUCCUAGUCAGGAACUCUGCUUCUACUGCAACACCUGCGAGCAGCUGAUCUGCAAAGUUUGUUCCACAUCCAGCCACAAAGAACCUGUACACAGCUUUGUCAACUUCAAGACUGCGAUAGACAUUUGCUUGUACGGUGCCCGUGAACUGGUCUCCAAUGUUGUCAAAUAUAACUCCACCAAUGCCGCCAUUCAAAUUCCAACAAACUGGGAGUCCUCUCGCAACAGAUUGAGCAUAAUGCUGGCUCGAACCAAACAGCAGAUUUCUCAAAAGGCUGAGAUGGAGGUGGCCCAGAUCAGACAGAAGGAGACCCAGCUUCUCCAACAGGCACAUGUGGCAUUCAGACGAAAGGACAAGAAACUUGCCGAGAUGAUAUUUGCAGAGCACACAAUGGGAAGAGUGCAGAGUGACAUGACUGAGACUAAUCGGUUGGACAUCUUGAAACUGCGGCAAAAGCUUCUGCAUGACUACAAGGAUGUCAUCAAGGAACUCAGUGACGACUUGUCCCCGGAGCUCUCCUUCAUCAGCUUUGCAGAGAAUCAGACAGAGAUUGAGCUUGGAAAUCUGCUGCUCAAAGAAAAGUGGACAGUGAUGAGUAACACUAAUAUCACUGGAGAACUGAUUGCGUCACUCUCCACAAAUGACACAGUGGUGGUCAACGAAGGCCAACAGAAGCUGACAAAGCUGAGUCCAGAUUGCAAGAUCCUUCACAUCUGCCCAAUCAGCCAACUGCAGGGUGAGGAUCCCAGUGCCGUAAAGCUUUCUGUUAAUUUUGAAGUCAACAAAGACAACCAGUUCAUCAUUCUGUUUGAGUCUGAUGUCAAGAUCUUCAACAAGGAAUACCAGCUUCUCCACCAGUUCUCACCAGGCAAAGAGGCAGAUAUCGAAGGCACUCCCACAUGUCUUGCUGUGGAUGACAACAAUCUGAUAGCAGUGGGCUACAAGGACAAGGAGUUUAUAUCUCUUCACAACUCAGAUGGAUCUUUCAUUAGGACACUGCCUGCUCCAGCGAUCGAGAGCUACAUGACCAUCAGCAAUCGGUGUAUCAUUUACACCAAUGCUUCCACCAAACAACUCACAUCAGUUGAUUAUGAGGGCAAUAAGAGAUUCGUGGUGCAAACUUAUCAAGGGCAAGUCCCGCAUGGGGUGUGCUGUGACAGAGCUGGGGAUAUCUACAUCAUCACUUCAUCUAAUCAAGUCAAACACUUCAGUGCAGAGGGCAAGUACAUUGAAAUUCUAGUCAGUGAUUUGGACAGCCAUCUCGACGUCAAGUUCACCCCUGGAGGUCAACUGGCUAUGACUGGUCAAUCAACCAGAAUAUAUCGCAGAGUUUAAAACUAAAGCAAUGAUGGAAAACUUCCAACAAAUAAUAUGAUUCUCAUACUUGUCUGCUGUGCAAGUAUGAAAGAAAUUUUGUGAUAUUUGUAUCAAAAUUCAUUCACAAUUCAAAAAUAAAGCUUGAAAAACCAUGAUGAUCAGAGAAAUUAUUAAAUUUUUGUUAAGUGCUGAUGAGCUAUAGGCAAAAAUAGUCUGAUCUAGUUCCAAGAAAACAGAGAAAUGAACAUGCUUAAUCUUAUUCAAGUUGAUGCUAAAGCACUAU
Acanthaster planci (crown-of-thorns starfish) is the source of this 4559-nucleotide messenger RNA. RefSeq lists its product as uncharacterized. The record is from RefSeq and is a predicted model, not a curated record. Lineage: Eukaryota; Metazoa; Echinodermata; Asteroidea; Valvatida; Acanthasteridae. Gene Ontology annotation, molecular function: zinc ion binding.